UCUCCCUAUUUAACAACUCAACUAACAACAACGCCCACCAAACUCGACUUCAAACUUUCACAAAUUGCACCUCAUUCUUAACGUCUGUCUUCUGUCAGAACAGCCACCACCUCCAUCUCCUCUACCGCCAUUUCAACCGCCACUACCACCAACAACAACAAAAUCAAUGUCCAUUGCUACGUGCUUCUUUGCUCCCUCUCUUUACCUGCCUAACAACAACGUCAACAAUUCCAUCCCAAAACUUAACCUCCACUGCCGAUCUCCCCUCCUCCUCCACCGCCACGUCCACCUCCCCUCCACCAGCAUCACCUCUUCCUCCAAACGCAUCUCCCCUUUUCUUGUCUUCUCCUCUGGCGGCGACGAUAACAACAAUAGUAAUAACAAUAACGGUGGCAAUGGUGGCAAUGGUGACGGCGAAGGAGAUAAUGCAGGGGACAAGAACAGGAAGGAGGCGAUGAUGGUGUUGGUGGAGGCUAAGAAGUCUUUGGAAAGUCUUCCCAAGGACUUGGCGGCGGCGAUCCGAGAUGGAAGGAUACCUGGGGCGGUUUUAACGAGGUAUUUUGAGCUUGAAACGUCUGGUUUGUUUCGUUGGUUGAUGCAGUUUGGUGGGUUCAAAGAGAGGUUAUUGGCUGAUGAUCUUUUCUUGGCUAAAGUUUUUAUGGAGUGCGGUGUUGGGAUCUUCACCAAGACUGCAGCAGAAUAUGACCGGCGCAGAGAAAAUUUUUUCAAGGAGUUGGAAAUCGUUAUUGCAGAUGUGGUCAUGGCCAUAAUUGCAGAUUUCAUGCUUGUUUAUCUUCCUGCUCCUACUGUAUCUCUUCGAUCGUCUGUUGCAGCUAGUGCUGGACCUAUUGCCAAGUUCUUCCACAACUGUCCAGACAAUGCAUUUCAGGUUGCUCUUGCCGGAACUUCAUAUUCAUUUUUGCAGAGAUUAGGUGCCGUAGUGCGAAAUGGGGCAAAGCUUUUUGCAGUUGGUGCCACUUCGUCACUGGUUGGUACAGCUGUGACAAAUGCCGCGAUUAAUGCACGGAAGGCUGUAGAUAAGAAUGCUGCUGGUGAAGUCGAAAAUGUGCCCAUAUUUUCCACAAGUGCUGCCUAUGGUGUUUAUAUGGCAGUUUCUAGCAACCUCAGGUACCAAGUGCUGGCGGGAGUAAUUGAACAACGGAUUUUGGAGCCCUUACUGCACAAGCACAAGCUCAUACUCGGCGCACUUUGUUUUGCUGCCCGAACUGGCAAUACAUACGUGGGUUCAUUAUUGUGGGUGGACUAUGCUCGUCUGAUAGGAGUUCAAAAGGCUCACGAGGAGGAAAAAGAGUUGCCUGCUGUCAAUGAUGAACUUUGAUGUCUCAAGUUAUUGUUGGCUUAAAAAGUAGGCUCUUAUCGUUGUUCGGUAUGAAGCAGUAAUUUAAAAUUACUAUAAAUCACAAUACUGAAGAUUAUCAAAGUUUGUGUCAUUUCUUUUCUUGCAAGAAGCUGCUUGAAAAUUCGCCGAGAACCUUCUGACAUGAAGGAACUUGAAGAUGGCAUGUGAACAACACUUUCUGGAAAUGCACCAGGGCGGAGCAUACAAAAUUUGAGUCAAACUUAAGAAAAUUUAAGUGUUUCAUCUUCCCUGCUUGCCCCUUAACUUGAUAUUAGUAACCAUGGUAGUCAAUUGCAUGUUGUAUGGUAUAUUAAAUGCUUAAUUUUUUAUAUUGUGUAUUAAGUAUCAGAGUGUAUGAUAUGACUUUUAAAAAAUAAAAUAAUAAUAAAAAAAUUAUUUAACAUGUAA
Molecule: messenger RNA, 1768 nt
Organism: Mangifera indica (mango)
Lineage: Eukaryota; Viridiplantae; Streptophyta; Magnoliopsida; Sapindales; Anacardiaceae
Product: protein RETICULATA-RELATED 4, chloroplastic-like
Exons: 9
Coding region: 167-1339 (390 amino acids)
Source: RefSeq, a predicted model, not a curated record